Molecule: messenger RNA, 2936 nt
Organism: Oncorhynchus tshawytscha (Chinook salmon)
Lineage: Eukaryota; Metazoa; Chordata; Actinopteri; Salmoniformes; Salmonidae
Product: egl nine homolog 1
Exons: 5
Coding region: 327-1451 (374 amino acids)
Biological process (GO): cellular response to hypoxia; peptidyl-proline hydroxylation to 4-hydroxy-L-proline
Cellular component (GO): nucleus; cytoplasm
Molecular function (GO): ferrous iron binding; L-ascorbic acid binding; peptidyl-proline 4-dioxygenase activity
Source: RefSeq, a predicted model, not a curated record
UGGGGGGGUUGGGGGGUGUACCGUGCGUCGUCGCCAUGCGACUCGACCAGAACGUCACACUGCAAACAAGAGUCAGACAAUUUGUUAUGUCGCGUUCAAACAGUAUUUUAUCUACUACCGAACCCAAAAGGAGCGCAAGUCACCGCGUGAUUCAAUGAUUUACCUGGGAGCCCCCGCUCUCCGGUUUCGUUUGUAUUGUUUCAGGAGCCUUCUAAACUUGCACGGUAGAAGCGCUUGAAAAGACCUCGGUUUAAAGUGGCAUUCGCUCUUGUAUAAGCAUGGAGUGAGAGAGCGUAAAGGAAAGGGCCGCAGGGACCGAUUUGGACAUGGACCAGCAGUAUUGUGAGCUUUGUGGAAAGAUGGAAAACCUGCUUAAAUGUGGACGGUGUCGGAACUCUUUCUACUGUAGUAAAGAACACCAGAAAGCGGACUGGAAGAAGCACAAGCAGGUUUGUAAAGAGGCCGAGAAACCACAGUGUCAGCCACAGCCCGAAUCAACACAACAGCCCGCACGGACUGCGAAAGGAGGGCAAGACAAGCAGCUAAAAAAGAAAAGCACAGAACAACAGAGUAAAACAGCUUCUCAGAGCACCACAAACACUGGGCUUUCAAAUCCGCCUGCAGGUGGCGAAAGAAUGAAAGAUUUGAUCACUUCAGCAACUCGCUCGGGUAGUGUGUCUGACAGCAAGCAGACUGGGGAAGGAAUUAAACUCAGCUCUAAGACCAACGGACAAACGAUGUCCCCCCCGCAAAAACUGGCUAUGGACUAUAUUGUUCCAUGUAUGAAUAAGCAUGGCAUUUGUGUUGUUGACAAUUUCCUUGGAGAAGAGACUGGACUGAGCAUUUUGGAGGAUGUGAGAGCCCUCCACAAGACUGGUAAAUUUACUGAUGGACAGUUGGUUAGUCAAAGAAGCGACUCCACUAAAGAUAUACGAGGAGACAAAAUAACCUGGACUGAAGGAAGAGAACCUGGUUGUGAGAAGGUAGCAUUUCUCAUGAGUCGCAUGGACGACAUGGUCCGACACUGUAAUGGUAAACUGGGAAACUACAGAAUAAAUGGAAGGACGAAAGCCAUGGUGGCCUGUUACCCAGGCGACGGGACUGGGUAUGUACGUCAUGUGGAUAACCCUAACGGCGAUGGGAGAUGUGUAACGUGUAUUUACUAUCUCAAUAAAGACUGGGAGGCUAAGAAACACGGAGGAAUCCUGAGGAUUUUCCCAGAGGCCAAGGCGCAGUUCGUCGACAUCGAACCCAAGUUCGACCGCCUGCUCUUCUUCUGGUCGGACCGGCGGAACCCCCAUGAGGUGCAGCCAGCAUACUACACCAGGUAUGCCAUAACAGUGUGGUAUUUUGAUGCCGAUGAACGAGCUCGGGCCAAGGAGAAAUAUCUAACAAGUGCAGGAGAAAAGGGAGUAAACGUAGAAUUGAACAAGCCGUCGGAUCUGAGCUAAUAUGAGAGAAGCUUCCUGCCAUCACCCGCUGCUGCUGUGGACAGAUGGGGAAAGAGGGAUGGAUGGUGGGAGAGAGGGAAGGAAAAGGGAUGGUGGGAUGUAGAGGAGAGAGAUGAAUGAACCCAACUUGGAAUAGUCUGCUUUCUUUAAACUUGUAAUAUCCAAAGUUGACACACAACACACACAGAGACCCUGAAUGUGAUGACAUUGCACUGCAAGGAAUCAUCAUUAUUUGCCAAGUUUCUGUUUUUGCUUGUUGCAUUGAUUUUUGGGCUUUAUUAUGUGAAGAAUGCCGGUGUAAAAAUGAGCUAUGGAGAAAAAUAAUAUGUAUUAAGUGAACCGAAUGCAAAAAAAAUAUAUUGUUGUGAAUUUUAGGGUGAUGAAAGGAGUGUACCCAUAUGUACUUAUCUGUCAGACGGGUUGUCGUGGUCUCCAUCGGAUGGAUCUCUCAGUGUUAUAAAAAAGGUACAAAAGGCUGUGCGUGAUGUCCCUCUAUUGCCUGAUGCGCACUAUAGAGCCGACUCAAACCGCACUGCGCUAAUUUGGAUACUUUCUUUUCACAUGAUCCUUUGCAUCACAAUUCUAGGAUGAUGAGUAACCACGCCAGACCAGUACAGUACAACUAGUCACGGCCCGGUUUGGCUUAGUUGAGUAAAAAGGCUAUUAAUAGCUUGAGCUGCACUGACUCGAAUAAGAUAGAAGUUUUCACAUUUUUUGCAAACUGCGGUAGUGAUUUUCACAUUGCAGGUAUAUGUUGACUGCGGUGCUGUUCUGUGUCCUGGCACUCAAUGCUUGGUAACUGGGUCUUGUUCAUUAGGCACCAAACAGAAGAAAAUGGACUGAAACUGACAUGCUCGUUUUCCGUUGCAAAACAGUUUUAAAAGUUUUCCUUGCGUGCCCUAAUGAACACGGCCCUGUGUGCGCUACAGAAGCAUCCUGACCUGCGAUCAGUGAUCUGUCAGUUGUUGCAGACAUUAAUAUCACCUUUGUCUUAAAAAACAAAAACUGACACCUACCUAUUAGCCUUGCAGUUCUGAAGUUGAAUUUUUUUGUAAAAAGGUGGGUUUUGUAUGUGCAAUUUGAGUCUACUGCUGUAUGGUCUCAUCAUUACAGUGUGUGUGUGUGUGUGUGUGUGUGUGUGUGUGUGUGUGUGUGUGUGUGUGUGUGUGUAUCUGCACGUAUGCAUGUGUGCGAUACCUUCACUAACCACUGAGCAGAGGUUGAAAGUGAGUGAGAGCGACUGCAAGAAUACCGGCAUGACUCUUCUCUCUGGCUAUACACCAUCGCCAUCAUGUGGUCACAUCUGACCAAUGAGUUUAUCAACAGGAGAAUUGGCAGACCCAACUGAAUGCGGCAGGUAUCCUAGCGGUUAAGAGCGUUGGGCUAGUAUCCGAACUCGCUGGUUUGAAUUUUUGUUCAAACUGUAUUUAUUUGCCAUUGAUCUAUUCAUGUAUCAAUAAAUCAGUUGACAUGUAAAUAAGACAA